Ziziphus jujuba (common jujube) is the source of this 2053-nucleotide messenger RNA. Its product is annotated as protein SAWADEE HOMEODOMAIN HOMOLOG 2. The transcript has 9 exons. Gene Ontology annotation, molecular function: chromatin binding; DNA binding. Bases 302 to 1819 code for a protein of 505 amino acids. The record is from RefSeq and is a predicted model, not a curated record. NCBI's taxonomy places the organism in Eukaryota, Viridiplantae, Streptophyta, Magnoliopsida, Rosales, Rhamnaceae.
AAACAGGCCUUCUUUUUUUCUUUUCUAUAUGCCUUUCUUUUCUUUUAAUUUUCAUGUAUACAUCUUUUUUUUUUUUGACAAAAAAAGAAAAAAGGAAAUUCGUUUAGAUUUCGAACCAAAUUUGUCUGCGUCUAAAACAUUCUCAACCUUUUAAUAAAGAAGAAGUUGCCAAAGCAAACCGCUGUCUGUAUCCGAUUCUAAGCACUCCCUUUAUUUAUUUAUUUAUUUUUUGGGCUUCUGAGUCGUCUUUGAGUAAUCAGAUAGAGAAGAAAAGAGAGAGGGUCACAAAGAAAAAGCUCUCAUGGGUAGGCCUCCGAGUAAUGGAGGCCCUGCCUUCCGCUUCACGCCUGCUGAGGUUUCGGAGAUGGAAACCGUUCUGCAAGAACACAAUAAUACAAUGCCUGCACGUGAGGUUCUUGUAGGUCUUGCAGAUAAGUUCAGUGGAUCUGCGGAUCGAAAAGGCAAGAUUACAGUACAAAUGAAGCAAGUUUGGAAUUGGUUCCAGAAUAGGAGAUAUGCUAUAAGGGCAAAAACAAGUAAAAAUCCUGGAAAGUUAAACGUGUCACCUAUGCCACGUGAUGAUUCAACUCCAGUUAGAGCUGUGCCUCAACCUAUAUCUGCUCCUUUACCUGCUCCUUCAGUUCCAGGAACAGGAAGGGGUACUCCAGAAAAUUCGGUGAUGGAGUUUGAAGCUAAAUCUGGGAGGGAUGGUGCAUGGUACGAUGUUUCUAACUUUCUGUCCCAUAGAUAUUUGGAGUCUGGUGAUCCGGAGGUAUUGGUUCGUUUUUCUGGUUUUGGACCUGAGGAGGAUGAGUGGGUUAACAUAAGAAAGCAUGUCAGACAGCGCUCGCUUCCAUGUGAAUCAUCAGAAUGUGUUGCAGUUCUUCCUGGCGAUCUCAUACUCUGUUUUCAGGAAGGUAAAGAGCAGGCUCUUUACUUUGAUGCCCAUGUACUUGAUGCACAAAGGCGAAGGCAUGAUGUAAGGGGAUGUCGUUGUAGGUUUCUUGUGCGUUAUGAUCAUGAUCAGUCUGAGGAAAUUGUGCCACUGAGGAAGGUUUGUCGACGGCCUGAAACUGAUUAUCGGUUGCAACAACUUCAUGCUGUGAAUGAGGCAGCAUCAGCGGAGCAGCAGAAAAGCAACAUGGAUCCCUUCACUGUCAGUGGUUUAAGGGCAGCCAUUACUCCUGCUGAAACAAUGCAAAAGCAGCAAAUUGUAGAAGCAGCACCAGCUGUUCCAGUUUUGCAUCCUAAUAGUUCUUUAACCACCCAAGCUCCUGUCCUGGAACCCAAAAAAGCUGAAACUAGCAUUGCUGUCAGUAUGGGGAAUUCUAAUGUUCCUCCUGUUGGCAAGACAAUCACCAAUAGCACUGUCACAAGCACCGUUCCUGGUGGCUCUGUAACAAGCACCGUUCCAGGUGGCUCUGUAACGAGCACCGUUCCUGGUGGCUCUGUAACAAGCACGGGUCCUGGUGGCACUGUAACUAGUGCGAUUCCUGGUGGCACUGUAACAAGCACAGUUCCUGGUGGCACUGUAACGAGCACCACUCCAGGUGGCACUGUAACCAUUCCCGGUGGCACUGUAGUGAGCACCAUUCCUGUUGGCACUGUAAUGAGUUCCAUUCCCAGUGGUACUGUAACAAGCACCUUUUCUGGUGGCACCGUGACAAGCACAGUUCCUGGUGGCACUGGAACUAGCAACAUUCCUGGUGGCACUGUGACAAGCACAGUUCUCAGUGGCUCUAUAGCAAGCACAGUUCCUGGUAGCUCCGGUGUUACAGUUCCUGGUAGCUCCGGUGAGACCAUGUCGGAAGGAAGAUAGUAGGUUUAAUCUGACAAUUUUGUGGUCCAUUACGUUGGAAAGUUAGGAAAAUUCCAGCAAAUUGGUUUUAAGAGCAAAGCUAACAGCUAAUGUCUCUUUCCAUGCUGGUAGCUAGUAAGGAAUGAGUUUUCAUCAUCAGCUUGUGAAUUGAGCAUAUGUUUCCCUGUAAACUAUAUCUGACUGACCAGAGAAGUUAGUUAAAAAGAGAAAUGAAAGCUUACAAUUUCGACGCCA